This is a messenger RNA of Candoia aspera, 5758 nucleotides long. RefSeq names its product angiotensin II receptor type 1 (gene AGTR1). Gene Ontology annotation, molecular function: angiotensin type II receptor activity; C-C chemokine receptor activity; C-C chemokine binding. Gene Ontology annotation, cellular component: external side of plasma membrane; membrane. The coding region runs from base 42 to 1133 and encodes 363 amino acids. Gene Ontology annotation, biological process: regulation of vasoconstriction; G protein-coupled receptor signaling pathway; calcium-mediated signaling. The transcript has a single exon. NCBI's taxonomy places the organism in Eukaryota, Metazoa, Chordata, Lepidosauria, Squamata, Candoiidae. The record is from RefSeq and is a predicted model, not a curated record.
GGUAUCUAUUUCCCACAUAGCUUCUAGUAGAACUGAUCACAAUGAUCCUAAACAUCUCUACAGAAGAGACCGAUAAGAAAAACCCCAUUGACUGUCCCUCUUUGGGAAGGCACAACUACUACAUUUUUGUACUGGUUCCGACUGUUUACACCAUCAUCUUCAUCAUUGGUAUAUUUGGAAACAGCUUGGUUGUGAUUAUCAUUUUCUUCUACGUGAAGCUGAAAACUGUGGCCAGUGUAUUUCUGCUUAAUUUAGCCCUGGCAGAUCUGUGUUUCCUAGUAACUCUGCCAUUAUGGGCAGCUACAACAGCCAUGAAGUAUCAUUGGCCUUUUGGCAACUGCUUGUGUAAGAUCACUUCAGCUGCAGCAACCUUCAAUCUUUAUGCCAGUGUGUUUCUCCUGACAUGCCUCAGCAUAGAUCGUUACUUAACAAUAGUACAUCCGAUGAAGGCCCGCCUUCGACGCACAAUGCUCGUUGCCCGGGUAACUUGUAUCAUCAUCUGGCUGUUGGCAGCCCUUGCCAGCUUGCCUGUUGUGAUUCACCGUCGCGCAUACGUCCUUGAAAAUGAAAAUAUCACAGUAUGUGCUUUUUGGUAUAGCACACGGAGGAAUUCAACCAAAAACACAACCAUCAAAAUUGGAUUAGGCAUAUCCAAAAAUAUUCUGGGGUUCUUCAUCCCCUUUGUGAUCAUUUUAAUAAGCUACAUAUUAAUCUGGAAAACUCUGAAAAGGGCUUACCAGUUUCAGAAGAAUAAUGGCAGAGGUGAUGACAUUUUUAAGUUGAUUGUUGCAAUAGUUCUUUUUUUCUUUUUUUCUUGGAUUCCUCAUCAAAUAUUUACGUUUAUAGAUGUGCUGAUUCAGCUUGAUGUGAUUAAGGACUGUGAUGUUGAGGGUAUUGUGGAUACAGCUAUGCCCUUCACAAUCUGCUUAGCUUACUUUAACAACUGCUUGAAUCCUGUCUUUUAUGGCUUUUGGGGAAAAAACUUUAGAAAAUACUUCCUUCAGCUACUCAAAUACAUCCCUCCAAAUGUCAGGCAUUCCAGUCUGUCGACAAAGAUGACCUCCCUUUCAUAUCGACCUUCAGACGACUUAAUCGUCACCAUCAGAAAAAAAGAAUCCCUGGUUGCUGAAUGAUAGUAUGGCAGCACAUUUUUGGCUGUUGGUUGGUCAGAGUGACAAUGCUCAUCUUUUGAUCUGAGAUAUUUCAUCCUUGUGAAAAUUGAGCACUACCUUCAUUUCAUGUUAUGAAGAGGAACAUCUUAACCAAAGAAUGUAGGCAUUCUGCCUUCUGAUGUCAGAGCUUGGUGGGAAAUAAUAUGUGGUAGAACAUCUAAUCCAACUGCAAGUAGAAAAGUCUCUGAAAUUACCUUGUGUUGCCUUAUACAUAGGUGUUAUAUAGAAGGCUUAUUUCCAGAGUCCUGAAAGGAAAGCAAACAUCCUGGUGUGUUUCAAGAAUGUGAAAGAACUCCCUAUUUAACUAUAAUCAGACCCUACAUACACUGCAUUUAAUUACAUACAACCAUCUUCUCCAGAAACUGAAAAGUGGUAGAACUGAACUAUUGUAUAUCAGGAUACUAUGAGGUUUUGAAAUAAGAGUAAAAGUGUAAUAUAAUAUAGAAUGAAUCCAUAUUUAGAUGAACUGUUUUUCAUUGUUCAAGUAACAUUUGCUACAUAUACAGCUAAAUGUACCACAUUCAAAUAUAGCACUGUUUCUAAAUGCAGUUGAAAAAAGGUUCAUUCUGGAGAUAUUUCCCUCUCUUUGAGCUCUUGGCAAAUAUGUCUGUGGAAAGUUUCUGUUUACUUUCACACAACUUCAACUGCCUUAUAGAAGUACAGAGCUACUACUGUUUAUUUAAUGCAGUUCCUUUCAAAAUGGGAAAUGGGCCUUAUGGUACAGAAAAGUGUUGAUAAUACAGCCUUUCCUAAACCAGUGUCUUCUAGAUGUACUGGAUUACAACUCCAGUGAUUGCUGUACUGACAGCUUAGUGUAAUAUAUCUGGAGGACACUAUGUGGAGGAAGUUCAUUUGUACAAGGAAAAGUGAGCACAUUUCAGUCAUUUUUCAAGUCUCCCAAAGUGUUGAUCCACUUCAGUGGCAGCCAAUCACUUGCCCACUUGGAAUUUUACCUCAUAAAGUGUCCUUUUGUAUCUGUGGGAUUGGUCCAAGAAUCAUAUUGAUGUAUGUAAAUCUCCUCUGUGAAAAUGAUUCAUGCCAAAAACAAUAAUAAUAAUAAUAAAAGCCAGUUUUCAUUAGAAGCACCAUUUAACUACUUUACAUUCAUUUAUUCUGCUAUCCAUGUAAAUAUCCUUCUACAAAAAGUUAAAAAAAUAUUGUGUUUUAAAUCAAUAUACAGUCAUUCUUUGUCAAGUGUGAGGGUCCCAUUAAAAAAAAAUCCCUAGGGUUAGAUAAUUCCCAAUUGGUAAAUUUAAGGCCUUGUGGAAAAAAUAGGGUUAGAACUAAGUCAUGAUUCAACCUACUAAAAUCCCUCAUUUUUUACCCCAUAAUAAAAUAAAACAACAUCAAAGGAAAGAAAUAAAAGGAAACAAUAUGAAAGAAAAAAUGAAAGCUGACUGAGAAGGAAUGACAGCAGAAAAUAUAGCUUCUGUCCUUUUAUCUCUCAUGAGAAGAAAAUGUCAGCCAGCGCAUACCCGUCCACCCCCAUUACUGAUCUUACACAACCUUGUGGAUUCAAUUCAAUUCAAUUUCAUUCAAUUUAUAUAGCUCCCCAUCUCACUUACACGACCCUGGGUGGCUUACAAGUUAAAACAGCAAAAACCAAAUUUAUAUAAAUAAAAUUAAAAACAAUUUCAACAAUAAAUCACAAACAUAAAAGCAUGGAAGAAUGCUAAUCAAAGCUCGCAUACAAAGCAGCCAUCUUGCAGACUCCCCACAUCCACAGGAUCCACAGGCCUGAAAGCACAGUCACGUCUUCAGGGACUUCCUAAAGGCCAACAAGGUUGGAGCCAAUCUGACCUUGGGGGAUGAUGUUCCAGAGGGCAGGCACCACGAAAAAGGCUCUCUUCCUGGGCCCUGUCAGAUGAAACUCUUUUGUAGACAUGACCUCCAAUACGCCCCUUCUGCCAUAUCUGAUGGGACGGGUAAAUGUAACCGGGGGGAGGCAGUCCCUCAAAUAACCCAAUAUAUGAACAAGACAGUGCCAUUAAAGUAUACCAGAAAAUGAACCAAAAGGAUACUCAGAGUCUAUGUGAAACAAGCUUGCACAGCAAUAAUUAGGAAUGCAUGAUGUCUUGAGGAAGUUUGGUACAAGAUAGGCUAUGUCAGUAAUAAAAGGAAAGACGUAUAGUAUAGAACCUCUGGUAGGAUCAGUAGGUAUUAAAAUCAGAUGGAUUUAUUUUCUCAUUGCAAACUAAGCACAUGUGCUCUGUAUUCUUUCGGCAGCUGUUAUCAAUCCCCAGAGCUCUUAAUCACUAUAUCUGUGUGUAUAUACUUUGCAUACUUUUAAAUCUGUAGAACAGACUUAUGUGUGCAAAGAAAAUCAUGCAUACACGAACACACACAUAAACACACAAUCUAAUUAAAAGUACCCUUGAUAUCACAGUGAGGAUUUAUAUCCAGUAUUUCAACUCAGUAUCCAAUAAUGGUCAAAUAACUGCAAGCAAAGAAGACAGAUUAAUAACCAUACCAGAACCUAGGAUUGGUGCUUCUAAGUCUGUGUAAAACUGGCUAUCUUAGUCUCCAGGUGGCCAAUCCUACAUUGCCAAACAGUGGAAGGAAAUGCAUUACUUGUUUAACAUUAUUGUAAUAGUAUAUGACAACUUUCCUUUAAGAAAAAUAUAUAUUCUGAUACCAUCUGCUUUGAAGAUAGUAGAAGGAUCCUGCAUCUCCAUUAACAUCUCUGUGGGUGCACUGGCUACCAAAGCAUUAAUUAAAUGUAAGACCUUUAAUUAAAACAUUACUUUAAGGCCUUUAAUUAAAACAUUGUGUUCCUCCACCUGCUACUGUACCAACUCUUCACUAUUGGCAAUGUUGACUAGGGCUAUUAGGAGUCAUAGCUUAGCAGCAUCUUUUAAGAAAAUGAUAUAUUACACUGCCAUAAGUCAUUAAGGUACAGGUAGCAAAGGAGAAUUGUGGCUGGUCCAAAGCAUUCUCUUGCAUAAAGAUUCUCCAAGUAUGGAGGACUCAAACUGCAUAGGGAAUAAGGUGGAAUAUGAUGUCCACAUACUCUGCUGGGAAGUCUGAAGGACAGCAGGAUCCAUGUAUGCAUCAAUGCAAGUACAACUAUUUGCAAGAGCUGAGACAAAAUUUUAUUAAAAUCUUAGAUCAUAUGGCAAGAUGAACUCAAGGUCAAACGUGAGUGCAGCUGUCCUUUAUAGUUCCAGCUGAAUGUCUGCAUUUUGUUCUUAAAGGAGCAAUAUAAAAUUAUGCAUUUACUUUGUCAUCUUCAUUUCAGAGUGUCAUCUUGAAAAUAAAUCAGAUUGCUUACUUGUUAAACAAAAAACAUACAUUUAACACAGGAAUUUUUUUUUCAAUUAUUGCCACAUCUAAAAAAAAACACUUUUUUUUUUCUGCUGGCAGAAUUCUUUUUAAAUGUUGGCUUGCUGAACUUGUAAAUGAAACUAUAUUUAUUUCUAUUUAUAAAUAACAGAGCUUUAUUUUACUCAUUUCCUCCCAUCAUGGAUAUAAUGCUCUUUCUUGGAAAUAUAGUAUAAAAUGUAAACAUCCACAGAAUGAAUUAACUUGCAGAAAGGUAACAAUCAGUCGGUGGUACACAAAACAUGCCAAAAGAAAUGUCUUUUUGAUGAUGUUUUGUUAGUGAUUCCACAAUAGUAUGUGCUUGGAAGGACUGAUAUUAGAAGUCUGUUGAAAGUGUCUAUGAAUUUCCUGUGGAUUUAAUUUCUUUUAAUAGUCUCAUCAUUGCAUACAUACCAAAUAUACAUUGUAUCUGAAGUUCAGUUCAUGUUUGAUAAGUCUAAUAUCAAAACCAAACAAAAUGGUAAUGUAUACAGUUUCUUUGUUGGCUCAGUAUGUUGUAGCUAAUGUUCAAAUGCAUAGCAGAAAAACCAUCUAUAUCAUAUAGAUUCUAUAUCUUAUGAAAGCUGUGAAAAACAAAGUUCAUAUAUAUUAGUAUUUCAAAAUAUCGUAAUUGUUCUCACAUUUGUGUUAUUAUGGAUGAUGUCACCAGUUAAUCCCAGACCCAGCCAAUGCUAUUUCUUAAAAAGAAGCAAAUGUGGUCAUUCCUUUCAGCAACCUAAUUAAAAGGACUCAUGAUAAAGCAGAGAUCCAUGUACAUUGGAAUGCUUACAUGGCAGUCUUCCAUUUGCUGGCCCACUCACUUUAGUGGAAGUGGCUAUUUCAUUUAAAAAGACUGUCCUUGGAUUUGUUACCACUAUCUUAGCAACUAAGUGCCUUGGGGCCAGGUUUCUGAAAAACCAGUUUCUCCCAUGUGAACUCAGACUUUCUGCUAAACAAGCCCACUCUUCAAGUGUCAAAUAAAGGAUGAACUACCCCAGUAUACUAGGAUCCAAGAUACAGGAAGACCUUCAAGGAAGGCAUAUUCAGAACUAUAUUUGCUUUCUUCAGUGCCAGGAGAAGACCUUUCUCUUUACCCCAGCUUUUUAAAUAACUCAUGUGGUCUGGUCUGUUUGGGUUUUCUUUUAAAUUUUUUAAAUUGCUGUAUACUUGUUUUUUACUGUGUUCAUUUGGUUCUGAAUUUUUAAUGUUACUUGUUUAACCAUUAUCUCUCUGUAAUAGGGAGGCAUUCAAACAUCAUCCGUAAAUAAAACAGUUGCUGAAAUCAA